AUGACGACUACAGUUUUUCCUCUUCUUACAAUCCCUGCUUCUCCGGCUCCGCUACCUCUCUGCUCGACUUCAUUUCCCUGCCUUCGCCAUCCUCCUUCUCACAGCAACCACAAGCGCAUUCCAACGCUGACGGCCAACAGGAGAUCUCUGGACAUUAUUUCCAUAUACAAUUCCCCCUUCCGAUUCGUUAAGGAAUGGAGAAGCAGUGCCGAAACCUCCUCACACUUAACGCGUAACGGCUUCCUUUCACCCACCUACAAUCCACGACCUUUACCUGUGUUCUCUCUGCUCCCCCCUCUCUCUCUCUUUCUCUGCCUUCUCCUUCUUCUUCACAACUCUCUCUCUCUCUCUCUCUCUUUCUCUCUCUCUAUUUCACCGUUUUGCAAUAAUAACAUAAAAAUAAAAACUCUAAGAAUUCAGUCUUUUCUUACUCGUCUUUCCUUCCUUCCUCUUUGUCUCUCUUUUCCUCUCCUUUAUUACAUCUUUACCCCCCACACACACACCUUCAUCAUAUAA
Acanthosepion pharaonis is the source of this 516-nucleotide messenger RNA. The record is from the annotation of a GenBank genome assembly. Lineage: Eukaryota; Metazoa; Mollusca; Cephalopoda; Sepiida; Sepiidae.